AAACACCAUUCUUCCCCUGUUUCUCUUCCCCAUUCUCUCUCUAUCUCAAAACCAGUCAGUCUAUUCGCGAAUACAAUUCGAAAUCCGAUAACCCACAUUCGAAAAGCUGGCGAUCGAUAAUCAAGAAACCACUUUUCGUGAAAUCAAGCAUAAGGGUAGAAGAAUCAUGGGAGCUGGAGGACCUGAAGAAGAUGAUAACCGUUGGCCGCCAUGGUUGAAUCCAUUGCUUAAAGAACGUUUCUUUGUUCAAUGCAAGUUACAUGCUGAUUCACAUAAGAGUGAAUGUAAUAUGUAUUGUCUUGAUUGUAUGAAUGGUGGCCUCUGUUCUCUUUGUUUAUCUUAUCACAAAGACCACCGCUCAAUUCAGAUUAGGAGAUCAUCUUAUCACGAUGUGAUUAGGGUUUCCGAGAUUCAGAAAUUCCUAGACAUAACCUCUGUUCAAACAUAUGUUAUCAACAGUGCUAAGGUUGUGUUCCUUAAUGAACGCCCACAACCCAGGCCUGGUAAAGGUGUCACCAAUACUUGUGAAGUUUGUGAACGCAGCCUUCUUGAUUCCUUCCGUUUCUGUUCACUCGGCUGCAAGAUUGUUGGAAUGACUAAGAAUGGGCAGAGAAAGAGACAUUUUCAUGAUACGGUGAGGCCAUAUCCUCCACCGCCGGCGACGGCGGCAACGACGGCGGCAGUGUCAGAUUCUGAUGAUUCAUACAGUGGAAGUAGUAGCCAUAUGGGUCAUCGGAGCAACAUUAAAGUUCAGAGCUUUAGCCCGUCAACGCCGCCGCCAAUGUCGGUCAACUAUCGGACGGCGAAGAGAAGAAAGGGAAUACCACACCGGGCACCGAUGGGUCUAGUGGUAGAGUAUUAAUUCCACAAUGUUAAAAGAGGGACCCAUUUGAAUGUUUAGGAAAAUGCUCUUUUCUUUCUUAGAUCCCUCUUUCCAUUAUAACAAGCUUUUGUGCUUUUACCAAAAGGCCAAUGCUAUGUAAAUAUCAGAAGCAAAAGGAAGAAGAAGAUGAAGAUCAUGAAGAAAUAAGACAAUAAUAAUAAUAAUAAUAAUGUGAAAUGACUAAAUAGGGUAAAGGAUGGAACUUGGAAGGUUUAUUUACUUGUUUGGUAUAAUAGAAAAAUGAUUGUGGGAAGAUACUAUUAUAAGGUUUGUUUUAGGAAAGUUGUAUUUAUAUAUACAUAUAUUGCAAGUUUUGU
Molecule: messenger RNA, 1200 nt
Organism: Impatiens glandulifera
Lineage: Eukaryota; Viridiplantae; Streptophyta; Magnoliopsida; Ericales; Balsaminaceae
Product: protein RGF1 INDUCIBLE TRANSCRIPTION FACTOR 1-like
Exons: 4
Coding region: 167-862 (231 amino acids)
Source: RefSeq, a predicted model, not a curated record